AUGGUAGCGCCGUGGGUGUUAUUUUUCGUAGUUUCGGCCUUUACCGUCCAGGCCGGGACUGUGCUAAAGAACCCUUUUGUAUUGGACGCUCCUCUACCGCUAAUCAACCUCCUACAGAUAGGAGGUAUGAACGAUGACCCUGCAACUGGAGCUUUAUUCUCAUUACCUGAACAACGUCCAGAAGACUCUUCUAAAAGUGGAAAUGUCUUGGGCGAUGUUCAGCAGACCACUCCUGUGACAACUGAGCAAACUGGUGAGCAAGCAACCCCGGUCAACACACCUGAGAGUGUUGUAUCGACACAAGAGACACCUCAAACGGAUUUUGCUACAAACUCCCAGAGCAGCGACACCCAGAAUGCUCCUGAGACGUCGAUUUUGGACACACCGGUACCUGCUACAGCCGAUAACGUGGAACAGAAGCCAAUCCUGCAACCAACGCAGUACGAGGCACCAGAUGCUAUGAAAACAGAAACCAAGACCAGUUCAGAAAAUUCACAAUCGCCAUUGAUGCCAGACACCAACUUCCCUUCGAUAGAUGGUGUCCCCAUCGCUACACCGGAAACUCCUCAAUCCUCAGAAAGCGCUGAUAAUGUAAAAUCGACCAAUGAAACUGUUUCCGAUGGAACAACACGUUCGGUAACUACAGCUCCAGGUGAUACGACUCCUGCCGAGGCUCCAGCUACUGCGCCAGCUGCCGCUGUUGAAGCUCCGACAGAAACCAACGGACCAACGCCUCCAGAACAAACUGAACCAGCACCUGCUGCGUCAGAGACUGGUGAAGCGACUCCAGCAGAGGCUGUAACACCAGAACAGGCUGAAGGACAAGGUGAGCCUUCGUCUGUUCCAUCAGAGGACAACUCAUCCACCACUCUCAACACCGAAGAGAAACCUAAAACUGAACCCGAAGAAAUACCAGCAGUCUCUUACGAUGAGAAAGACAUGCAAAAGAAAGGAGAUGAGACUGACAUGAACCCUAACGAUGUCAUUCAAGGUGGGCAAGAUGGAAUGUCCAAAAUGACUAUGGAUAUCGACCAAGAUUGGUUAAACGAAGAACGAGCCGCCGAAGCGAUUCAAAAGAACCUACCCACAGGUACAGGUUUCACCUACAAUAAGAGUGCGAAAUUGCUGACACCAGUAGUAGAGCAGCCAAAGGUCAUGGGUGGAGUGUUACAGACGCUUAUCGACAAGGAAGCAGAAAUCCGCCGACGUCACGAGGCAGCCGUGCAAAUAGAACAUGACUUGCGUUUAUUGGUAACACGUGAAACUGCUGAUGUUGUUGCGCUUUUGUCAAAAGGAUCACUGAGUGAGCUUAAGAGCGCCCAUCCAUUGGUGUUUGCGCGUCUGGUGGAGCCACUGAAAGCAUCAAUUGCUCUUGGACAUAUGAACAAAAGUGCACAGAACAUAGUAAACUUCUAUGACCGAGAUUGGUACGUACGAUCUUCACCAAAGGAGAAAGCAACUUUGCUUGAGAAUAUUCGUAAGGAUACUGGUCGACCUGACCUUUUCGCAUUGAAGGUCAAGAAACCCAAGAAGAUGACACCUGAGAAGGUGCGUGUAUAUGCAAUACUGGACGAAUACUUCAAUGAUUAUCAAUGUCAGAAGGUGGUACGUGGUAAUCAGGUUGCCAAACAGAUGCUUCGCAUGUUCGACGAAGGCAGUGGACUAUAUGUUGCACCAUUAUAUACUGACGUGGUACCUACUCUUGGUAGCACAUGGAUGAUCGAGCGUUUCGAGAAAUUUUACCGUCAGACCGAGUUUCUGAGAGGUGAGAUGUUGGAGAAAGCGAUGCCUCAGUUGGUUGGUCGGUUCAUGGUUAUGGUCGAGAACGGCACGAUACUGCCUACAUCCACUGAAAUACAAUUGAGUGUCUAUUCACUAGCUGCCGUUUUGAGCAAAAUUAUGGAUGGUGUGACAGAGCCGCGCAACUUCCUAGGCAAACGAAAGUUCUACGGGUACAUGGGCAUGUGUGACAUCAAGUGUGCCAGGGGUAUAGCAACCAAUGUGCCCAAUGGUGAUGCCACGAAGUCAUUUGUCCUUAACAAGCAACGAGAAAUCUUGCGUUGGAUAUCGCUGUACCUUCGUCAAGAUUUAAUGCGCAUCGACACAAGCGUGCAACGGCUACUUGUCGAACUGAUGUUCCGAACGACAAAAGAUCCGAAGUUCCAGUUCUCUAAUCAAAAGGUUGAUUUACACCUGAAGACGGAAUAUGUGAAAAAAGAACCAACAGCAUCGCUAUUAGAGUUACCUCGAGUUGACAGAUUUCUGACAAAGGCCUCGGGCCUGAAGGAUGCUAUGCAAAUGCAGAUGAGACGUUUCAUUAGUGGUUACCGUCUCCCUGGUCGCGUGCAGGCUACACCUUACAAUGCGUUCAAAUCACCGAAGAAGUUGGUUGCCUCGCUCGACGACGGUCUAUUGCAAAUGGUGGAGGUAGUUGUUGAUAUCGUGAACCUCAGAAGCAUGGAAGACGAACACAACCUUUACUUCCAGGCAUUCAACACUUGGGUACAAUUGCAGUCAUUCCAUGCCGCAAUUCAUGCCUUUGAACCACUAUCGUCCAAGAAGAGAACUUCCUCAAAGACCCUAGGUGCCGUCUUCCGUCACCUGAAUACGAGUGCAAGUAGGCACAUCGAAGCGAUACCCAAGCAAUUCUUGCCAUUCACAUCCUUGUUGUUACAGAUUUGCUUCUAUAUUGAGAAUUCAGUUGACGGAUACAAGAGAGGUAGACUGAAUAGACUAAAGAACUUCGUGAAAGGCCUAUUAACUUUGGGGUUGAAGAGCCGUAUGGGCCCAAGUAACUUCACGGAACUUCAAUCGUACUUAGAGCCUCAAGUGGUAUACAACAAGUCACGUUACCUCAUAGGUCGAGCUAUCAUCAGCAAUUUGGUGCAAGACUUCAAAACAAUGUUCUUGAACAAGCCGGCCAUCCCGAUGCCCAUCAUUCAGGUGAUUACUAUGUUCAUCGGUAUGUGGGUUCGGGGGAGCUCAGCUUCUCUAAACCUGGCAGAUCCAGGCAUCGACGUCGGGCACAGACUGUUCUUCGUGAACUACAUGUCAAAUAAAUUCGACCUACCUUUGGCGGCCACCGAAAUAGUGACACUCCAUUGUGCUGCUAGCGCUCCAGUGCUGCAUCUAGGUUGUGUAUCUCGUACAGUUAGAGGCCGUUUGGUUUGCAAGGAUGUGAAUAUACGCACAACGAAACGUGAUGUACUCAAGGUUAUGCAAAUGAUGGAUGCUACUUUCGAGGACCCUAUGGAGAUCAUCAGGAUUGGUUCUGAUCUUGCUCGUCGGUGUAAGGCACUUCCCGUACGCCGGAAUGUUGUCGUGAAGAAGAAGGACAAGAAGCCCGAGCCUUAUGACAGUGCGAUGCUCUUUUCGGAAUUGGCACACCGGUACCACUGCUACCAAGAACAAAAAUCUUUGGUAAAACAGUUGACCAAGGAUUUGAUGAAGAAUAAAGAGGCAUCCGCUGCACAACAAACAAUCGAUCGUGUCUUCAGCUCAGUUCGGUCGCUCACUGUACGCCAAUCACAGAUGGUGCAGGCUGGUCCAACACUGGUUUGCCCAUUCAUGGAGGAUGCUCCUGCUGAAUUGCGUGAACGCCACCGCCAGCGUAUGGUAGAGUAUGCUACAUCGCAACUUACGCUGCGCCAUAGAGCUGCCCAGGCGAUUAAGAACUUAGGAAGCAAAGUGGCUGACAAAUUCACUCGUUACGAUAGCACAAACACAACCGCUAUCGCUCCAUUGGACUCCAUCGCCGGAGCUAUCCUUGUCGGUACACGCCAGUUCAACGGUAUUAUGUUUUAUGGUGGAUAUGCGCCUCCAGAAAAGAUACCCAUGCCACAAAAUGUCCAGGUUAGACCUGGAGACGGUCGUGUGGUUUACCACGGUAAGGAGUUUGUUGCUGAAUUAGAAGUUUUGCGACCUCUUGGUGUAAAGGCAGUUGUUCUUGAGAAACAAAGAGGUGUUACGCGCCGUGUAUAUCACAUGGACUCCGGCAAGAAGAUGGAUGAACUUGCGUUCGGUCAAGAAGCGACUGACUUCGUUGUACGGGCCCACUUGCUUACCACUGCUUCAACCCUACGAGAAAUGGGUUAUUCCAUUGGCAAAUUUAUUUGGUGUGGAUACGACCACGGUUGGGUUGCUGAUUUUGUUUUACACAAUGUCGUUGGCAGCGGUGACCUUCCAGUUUUCAAUGGUUCCUUCUGGGUGCUAAGCAGGUAUAUGCGCGUGUCUGAUUUGGUCGGACGCAGGGUGCCAAUUAGGAAUGGCGACCGUAUAAAGGACGCAAACGUCGAAAACUACAACGUCAAUGUUUACUCUGGUGACGGUAAGCCAAUCGCAAAAUAUCCGGCACGAACAGGCUCCGGAUCCUCCUUCACCAAAGGCGGUGAUAACAUCUUCACCCUUGACAGUGGUUACGGUGAGGUUUCUCCUGCCGCAAUACACGACCUAAUUCGUGAUGCGGAGUUCGACGCCGCGACCAACACGCUCAUUCUCAAUCUGGACGCCCCAGGGGCUGUCUUGAAGGCGUCGCCGAUAGUUAACAGGAACUAA
Molecule: messenger RNA, 4554 nt
Organism: Babesia sp. Xinjiang
Lineage: Eukaryota; Apicomplexa; Aconoidasida; Piroplasmida; Babesiidae
Exons: 2
Coding region: 1-4554 (1517 amino acids)
Source: RefSeq, a predicted model, not a curated record